Papaver somniferum (opium poppy) is the source of this 2995-nucleotide messenger RNA. RefSeq lists its product as uncharacterized. The record is from RefSeq and is a predicted model, not a curated record. NCBI's taxonomy places the organism in Eukaryota, Viridiplantae, Streptophyta, Magnoliopsida, Ranunculales, Papaveraceae. The transcript has 7 exons. The coding region runs from base 1 to 2832 and encodes 943 amino acids. Gene Ontology annotation, biological process: DNA transposition. Gene Ontology annotation, molecular function: zinc ion binding; transposase activity; DNA binding.
AUGAGUGUAAUGAAUUCAGAAUUUAGGAAUGACAAUGACUUCAUUAAGGAUGCAAUGGAACAACCAGUAGUAACAAUUGAUGAGACUCCUAAGAAGGCACCUAAGAGGAUUGCUAAGAAGCCAGUUUCAAAGGAAAAGUCAGGUUUUUUUUGCCUAAGUCAAGCCACUGUUGUUGGUUCUAGCAGUACACCAGUUGAUAGCUUUAAUCAUGAUUACUGGGUUGAUGAAGUAAACAACACUGCUGCAGGGGAUAACACUGAUGCAGGGGAUAAGACUGAUGCAGGGGAUAAGGCUAAUGCAGGGGAUAAGACUGAUACAGGGGAUAAGACUGAUGCAGGGGAUAAGGCUAAUGCAGGGGAUAAGACUGAUACAGGGGAUAAGACUGAUGCAGGGGACAAUAGUGAUGGUGAUGAUGAGGACAAUGUGGUGCUAGAGAACACUACUGUAGAUGAAUGUCACCCCAUUGAAGACCCAAAUGCUCCACCAAUCUUUGACAGUGAUGAAGAAAAUGAUAUUGAUUAUGAAGAUAUUGUCAAGACAUACAAAGUUGGAGAUGAAAGCAGUGAUUCAAGCAGUAGUGAAGAAGACAAUGAAGAAGUUUCUAAUGAUGACAAGAAUAAUGAUAAGGAUAAUGAUGGUCCUGAAGUAAAUGAUGAUAAAUAUUCCAAACCAAAGCUUGAUUACCAGAAGUGGAAAGAAAUGUUCAAUAUGCACAGUGAUGAAGAAGAAGAACCAUUAUUCCCUGUAGAAGAAGAGGUGACUCCUGUUGAUCCUACUAAGAUGGAGGUAAAGUAUGCUUUUAAUAACAAGAGUGCUUAUAAGAAACAUCUUAGGGGUUACUGUGUAAAACAUAAUUAUCAGUAUACGGUCUAUAAGAGUGACAAAACAAGAUUAAGAGUGAGAUGUAGGUUUAGGGAAGAGUAUGGCUGUAACUGGUUUGUAAAUGCUAGCAUAAAAAGGCAUGAGCCUACUUUUAUUGUUAGGAAGGUUAAUCUAGAACACACUUGUGUUGCGGAUCCAAAGAGUUUUAACAGAUCCGCGGAUCCUGAGUUCGUAAAAGAUGUGGUACAUGAGAAGUUAAAGCAGACAGCUGGGGCCUUAAUUCCAAAGCCUAAACACAUUGCAAGAGACUUUUUUGUAACUCAUAACAUCAAUAUACCUUAUAUUUGUGCAUGGAAGGCUAGAAAUCUUCUUUUAGAAGAUCUGUUUGGUAAUUAUGAAGACAGCUACAAGGAUGUACCCAUCUUUUGUGCAAUGGUGGCUCAUACUAAUCCAGGGUCUGUUGCUAAAUACACUUAUGGGAAAAGAGAUAAGACAUUCAUGAGCAUGACUAUUUCAUUUGCUGCACCAAUGAGAGGAUUUCAGAAAGCUUGCAGGGGAGUCAUAGGUUUAGAUGCAUGCCAUCUAACUGGAAAGCGUGGUGGUGUUCUAAUGGCUGCAACAGCAAUUGAUGGUCAGAAUUCUCUGGUGCCUUUAGGCAUUAAGGUGGCUAAGAGUGAAACCAAGGAGAGCUGGACUGGGUUCCUCAAGGAUUUGGCUCCAGCAAUCAAUGCACAUCAUGCUGGCAGAAUUACCUUUAUUUCUGAUAGGCAAAAAGGGUUGUUGGAAUCUGUUCCAAAGGUUUUCCCUGGUGCAAGAGUUAGAUAUUGCUUCAGGCACUUGUACAAGAACUUCAAGAAGUACCACAAGGCACCAACCUUGCACAACUUAUUGUGGAAUGCAUGCAAAGCUUACAAAGUGAGGCAUUUUCAGGAGCACUUUGACAACAUAUGCAAAGAAAGUCCGGCUGCUGGUGAAUAUCUUAGGAAAGAAGAUCCAAGUACUUGGUCUAGGGCUUAUUUUGAUCCCAUUAGCUGUUGUGAGCAUAUGAAUAACAAUUUCUCAGAAUCAUUUAAUUCUAUGAGUUCUAAUAUGAGAGAUAAACCAAUAAUCCAACUAGGCAUGAUGUAUGGUCAGUUAGUAAUGGGUUUGUUAUUUAAGAGAAGGGAAGAAUCUGCUAAGUGGAAUCAAAAUGAUUUGGUCCCUGCUGCUGUUAAGUUGAUAAAUAAGAUGCUUGACUUGGUUGGGAAGUUUGAUACAGAAGGAAGUGUGGUUGGACAGGUUUAUUUGGUAACUAAUGUGUCUACCAAGAAAAUUUUCACAGUGAACAUUGUAGACAAACAAUGCACUUGUUUGCAAUGGCAGCUAAGGGGAUUCCCUUGUCAACAUGCUGUAUGUGCAUUGAAACUGCUCAGGCCAAACUGGAAAGAUUAUUGUGCUCCUUACUACUCUGUGGAAUAUUAUAGGACCAUAUAUGCAGAUGCUGUAAAUCCACUAGAAGACAUAAGUGAAUGGAACUGGGAAGAUAAGGCAUCCAUGGACAUCAACUUAAAGCCUCCUCCUUAUCAAAGAAAAACUGGAAGACCAGCAAAGAAGAGGAAGAGGAGCUAUGAUGAACCUGAAACUGUGGUGAAGAAAAGGAAAUGUGGAAAGUGUGGAUCUACUGCUGGUCAUAAUAAGAGAACCUGUGCUGGUGGUGAUGUUGGUAAAAACCCAACUGGAUUCAUGCCAAGCACCGAGUAUGAUGCUGCAAACUGCACCUUCACUAGUAGAGAUCAUCCUGAAAGUAGCAGUGCAAGGGGUAAAGCAAAGGUGAACAAAUCCAGAGGUACAUCUUCAUUUGUUGGUGAGUCAACAGGACCUAAAAACUUUGGAAGAGCACCAACAGAACCUAGCACCCAUGGAUCUACACAAGAUGUUCUGAAUUUCAGUCAGAACUUUACUGGUAUUGGAUCUGUUAGUCAACAUAUUCCUGUCACAAAGGGAAAGCAAAGCAAGGCUAAGAAGAAGUAGAAGUGUGUGUGUGCUUCUUGUUGUGUUAGAUCUUUUUUUUUUGCUUUAGACACUGAUAUCAUAGUGUUAGAUCUGUUUUUUUUAUGUACCUGAAUUCAGUUUUAUUUUGAUGGAUAAUCUUACUUUAUGAAUGGAAAUGAUAUUAGUUAAGAACUAAUUACAU